GCGUUAUUCGGCAUGCCUGGUAGGGUCCCACGGACCCAUACAUGCACUUUAGAUUAUGUCAUUCAUUCAAAUUUAAAAUACGCGCGUUAUAGUCUUCAGUAGCUGACCGUUAGGAGUUGCUUGACGCCCUCCGCCCGCUACCUCAGUCCGGGACGCGCUCUCUUAGCAGUAAGACGCGUGUAAAGCGCGUGCGGGACUCACAGACCCGACCAGGCAUACGUAGUGACUUUUUUAUUUACACAAUGGGGGAUUCUCUGCGAGAUGAAGAUAUUGCAAAUUUCUUAUUGGAUUUAUCAGAACAAGACGAUGUUAUUUAUAAUUCAAGUGGAGACGAGUCUGAUCACGUCAGUGACUACAACAACAGCAAUUCUUCUAGUUCGGAGGGGGACGAUUUUGGACCAGGAAGUGCGGAUGUUGUGGAAAAUGAUUCUGAUUCUGAAUCGGAUGUGCCAUUGUCUAUGCUAGCUUCACAUCCUUCAGGGAGAACCUAUAAAGGUAAAGAUAACACUAUAUGGUACAAAAAUCCCGCUAGAUAUAAUGUCCGAACACGAAGCGAGAAUAUUCUUCGAAACACUCCAGGUGUAAAUCUUCAAGCACGAGAUUCAAAAUCGGCCUUAGAGUGUUUCAAUCUUUUUAUAAAUGAAACCAUGUUACUUGAGAUAGUGACACAUACAAAUGCACGAAUUAGAACAAUCAGGCAUGGUUUGAGUUGUUCAAACGAAUAUUCAUAUUCAGAAAUUACUUUAUGUGAAUUGAGGGCAGCUAUUGGACUCACUUAUCUUGCGGGGCUUUAUAAAUCUGGAAGACAAAAUUUACAAGAUCUAUGGUGCAACGACGGGACAGGAAUUGCUAUUUUUCCUAUGACUAUGAGUCUGAGAAGAUUUGUAUUUAUUAUCAACCAUUUAAGAUUUGAUGAUUCCAGUACACGUGAAGAAAGACAGUCAUUAGAUAAGUUAGCGCCAUUUAGAAAGCUGUUCGAAGAUUUUAUAGCAAAUUGUCAGUCAAAUUACACACCUUUUGAGAAUUUAACAAUUGACGAAGAGCUGGUUGCCUUUCGUGGGCGCUGUAAAUUUCGUCAGUAUUUACCUAGUAAACCAGCUAAGUAUGGAAUUAAGAUAUUUGCGCUUGUUGAUGCUAAAACGUAUUAUUCUUUGAAUUUGGAAAUUUAUUUAGGAGAACAGCCACAAGGACCAUACAAGGUCAGCAAUAAACCACAUGACGUUGUUGACCGUCUUGUAACACCUAUUUCACAAUCAGGGCGAAACAUUACAAUGGAUAACUGGUUCACAAGCUAUCAAACUUUUCAUCAUCUAUUAGAUCAUCAUAAACUUACUGCUGUUGGUACUAUGAAACGUAACAAAACUUGCAUACCUGAAAAAUUUAGAUCUGGAAAUCGUGAAGAAUAUUCGUCUCUAUUUGGAUUUCAGCUAAAUUUGACACUAGUAUCCUAUGUGCCUAAACCACGAAAAAAUGUGUUUAUGCUUUCGUCUCUUCACCAUGACAAUCAAAUAGACGUUGAAACAGGUGUGAAACAAAAGCCUGCAAUG
Messenger RNA from Hyposmocoma kahamanoa, 1547 nucleotides. RefSeq names its product piggyBac transposable element-derived protein 4-like. The annotation marks the transcript as partial. Lineage: Eukaryota; Metazoa; Arthropoda; Insecta; Lepidoptera; Cosmopterigidae. The record is from RefSeq and is a predicted model, not a curated record. The transcript is spliced from 2 exons.